AUGCAAACAGCCCUCGUGUGCCUGUGCCUGUGCCUGCUCAGCACGGCCCUCUCAACACCUGUGAGUAUGGCUCUCCCCGGCUUCCCAGCGUGCUGCCAAAAGCGUGGGGUGUACCACCCAGUGCCGCCACCGCUGCCUAGGAGAGCUGCCGGGAACUGCAUGGGACAGCACCGGAUACUGCUGAAAGGCUGCAAUGCCAAGCAUGGCUUUUAUGUUUUCAAAUAUGUCUACUCAUUUUCAACGCGGAGGAACCAGACACAGAUAAAGAAGGAAGAGGCCGACAGCCAGAGCACCAUCCCCGGUCACCAGCUGAGCGAGGAUAAUGCCAGGUGGGGGCCGACAGAGGACGGGGUGACCCCGGAGCGAGGUGACAAUGGCAGCACCAAUGCAAUGGAGAACGGGACUGGCCUCAAGCCCAAAAACCGCAGCGCCCCAGGUGUUGACAGGGAUGCUCACAGUCCUCGCCUGGGCACCAGCACGCAAGCACACAGUGGUGUCAGCGUCGCAGGUCCCACCCCGGCCAGCUCAGAGGGCAGCGGCGACCUGGAUUUGGUAGUUGAAGUCGAUGGUGGUGUUUCCAUUCUCCCCCAGGGCGCACGCCCCAGUGAGGCCAUGGUGGGGAACAGGUCCGGUGUCAGGAGUAAGGACAGGGAUAAUGAUGCCCCUGGGGGGAUUCCAGUGGAGGGGGCCACAACAGCCGGGAGGGAAAGGGUCCCCAUCACCAGAGGGGCUGGGGACGAGGGCAGCGGCGAGGACACUGUCCCUGGCCAAGGGCAGGAGGGCAUCAUGCGGGGCACAGGGAUGGGAGGCCCCGCUCUCGCCUCUGUCACCGAGAAGAUGGAGGACGUCCAAGUUGACGCCGAAGGUGUGGAUGAAUACGCUUACAUCCCCGACUCGGGCAGCGUCACUGUCACCCGCGGGAAGGUGGGAAGCACAGUGAGGGCCACCAGCUUCACCCAAACCUCUCCGGACAAUGACGAUGAGGUCAACAUCUUCAUUGGGAGGGCCAACAUCCAUGUGGGGGAACAAGAAACCGCCCGGGCUGGUGCCACUGAGACAACGAGGAUGGUGCCACCACUGUUGGUGAUGGAGAAGGACCGGUGGCCCCCGGCCCCUGGGGAGUCACUGGUGGUCACGUUACCGUCCCCGCAGGGCCUGGCAUCCGUGGGAAUAGUGACGAUGAGGCGAGAG
Molecule: messenger RNA, 1191 nt
Organism: Fulmarus glacialis (Northern fulmar)
Lineage: Eukaryota; Metazoa; Chordata; Aves; Procellariiformes; Procellariidae
Gene: MEPE
Product: matrix extracellular phosphoglycoprotein
Exons: 5
Biological process (GO): biomineral tissue development
Cellular component (GO): extracellular matrix
Molecular function (GO): extracellular matrix protein binding
Source: RefSeq, a predicted model, not a curated record